GUCACCGGGGGGCGUGACCUAUGGCGGAAGUGCAGGUGGAUCAUUGAGCUCCGCUCGUAGAAUGUAGAACGUCAAUUUUACGCAAACAGAAAUCAAACAUGGCUCUUAACAGCAAUCAUUCUGAAUCUGGAGGAGUUAUCAUCAACAACAGCGAAAGUGUCUUGAUGUCAUAUGAGAAUGUGGAGCUGGUGUUCAGUGACGCAGAACGCUUGCCAGAACCCUUCAGAAAAAGCAAGAAGGGAAGCAUCUACCUGACACCUUACAGGGUGAUCUUCUUGACUAAAGGGAAGGACCCUCUGCAGUCUUUCAUGAUGCCCUUUUAUCUUAUAAAGGGCUGUGAGGUCAAACAGCCAGUGCUUGGCGCAAACUACGUCAAGGGCACAAUCAGCGCCGAGCCUGGAGGUGGCUGGGAAGGUUCUGCAACCUUCAAGUUGAUCUUUUCUGCUGGAGGAGCGAUUGAGUUUGGACAGUACAUGCUACAGGUGGCAGCACAGGCAUCCAGAGGGCAACCAGUGACUGGAAAUUUCGGCUGUCCUUACAUGGCGAACGGGGCGUAUGCGUACCCUCCACCUCCUCCUGCUAAUGGCAUUUAUUCCGGUCCCGCUCCUCCUGGAUAUGUCUUUCCUGGACCUCCACCUCCAGGUGGCUCCUGGUUUGAUGGACCCGCAGCCUACAUGCCUCCUCCCCCAUAUACAGCUCCAGUGGACCAAGCUCCUCUCGACCCAGACCUGCCCAGAACCCCUGCAGCGGAGGCAAAAGCAGCUGAAGCUGCAGCGAGUUCCACUGCGACUACUUAUGCUCCGAUGCGGGUCUACCUGCCGGAGGACAAACCCCCACCCUACUCCCCACCCGAUGACAAGAAGAACCAGUAGACGCGCGUCUGCAGCGAGCGAGCGCACAUCCUCUCCUCUCUCAGUACCCUUCAUUUCAUCCUCUCACCGUCUCCCGCCACAGUUAACGCCCACCCGAACAGACUCGCGGCGACUGGGGCUCCAGUAGGGGGCAUUAAUAUGACCUGGCCUGUGUAGAGGGACGAGAGAGACACGUUAAU
Molecule: messenger RNA, 1051 nt
Organism: Rhinichthys klamathensis goyatoka
Lineage: Eukaryota; Metazoa; Chordata; Actinopteri; Cypriniformes; Leuciscidae
Gene: wbp2
Product: WW domain binding protein 2
Exons: 8
Coding region: 99-872 (257 amino acids)
Biological process (GO): positive regulation of DNA-templated transcription
Cellular component (GO): nucleus
Molecular function (GO): transcription coactivator activity; chromatin DNA binding
Source: RefSeq, a predicted model, not a curated record